AUGCUGUCGUAUACAAGCCUCACGCUGGUAGCCCUCAGCCUCCUAUCCGGCCUCGCCUCGGCAUGGGACCAAGCUCCCGCCCUCGCCGGCAGAGGCGCCCCCAUCUCCGAUUCGGACCGCCUCUACACCGGCGACCAGUCGUCCAACACAAUCACCGUCAUCAAGCCCCUCACGGGCGAGGUCCUCGGCACCAUCAGCCUCGGCGACAGCCGCCUGACUGACGACCUGAACCCGCAGUACGUCAAGGCCGUCAACUCGCACGGGCUGGGCUUCUCGCCCGACGGCAAGCUCAUCGUGUCGCUGGCCGUCACGAGCAACACCGUCACCGUGUUCCGCACCGAGGACAACUCCGUCGUCUCGCAGACGUCUGUGGACCGCAACGCGCACGAGGCCUUCUUCGAGCGGGACAACCGCCACGUCUGGGUGGGCACGCGACGGCGUAUGCGCUCGCCGUCGCUGUCCGUCAUCGACGUGGCCCAGCGGCGCGUCGUUGCCAACAUCACCGGCCUGGGCGACGUCUUCUCGUCCGACAUGAUGAUCUCGCCCGACGGCGAGCGGCUGUGGGCGGCGCACAAGAUGGCCGGCAAGGUGACCGUCAUCGACCUCGUCCAAGGCCGCGUCGUCGGCGUCAUGGACACGGGAGCCGAGACCAACCACGCCAACUUUGCUGUCAUCAACGGCACCAUGCACGGCUUCGUCACGGUGGCAUCGGCCAACCAGACGCUCAUGUACGCCCAGCAGCACUCCAGCCAGAUGCCCGUACUCCUGGGCGCCAUCCGGGCCAGCGGCGUCGAGCCUCACGGCCUGUGGCCCAGCGCGGACAACACCCACCUAUACGUGGUCAAUGAGCACUCGGACACGGUCGACUUUAUCGACUUGACCGUCAAUCCCCCGAAGAUUGCAAAGACCGUCAACGUGGCGCAGGAGGGCCAGGCCAUCAUAUACGUGUCCGGCGCCGUCUCGGCCGCCAGCAACGGCACGCAGAACCUGGGCAGUCAAGGCCUGUUUGACAAGCCAGCGCUCAACAAGGUUCUCACCGAAGCCCAGCCUCCGUCUUCCGGUUCCCGCCCCAGGGCUCCGGCUUCAUGCCUCGUGACGGUGCGGCCAGAGGUUGGACUGGACAUGUUCCAGGUGAUUGGGCGGAACCUCGCGUUCAACACGACUUACACAGUGUCGGCAACGGUAGCGGACAGGCUGAUACCGCUGGUGGACUUCAAUGCCACGGCGUCUAUGGGCGAUGGAUGCGGAACGGCGCCGCAGGUGUUGGCCUUUUUCAGAUUCAUUGGCGUCUAUGAUGUUGAAGAUUUGGUGUUGACUUCGAAAGCUGAUUGCCUAGGAUUGUGA
Molecule: messenger RNA, 1344 nt
Organism: Trichoderma citrinoviride
Lineage: Eukaryota; Fungi; Ascomycota; Sordariomycetes; Hypocreales; Hypocreaceae
Exons: 2
Coding region: 1-1344 (447 amino acids)
Molecular function (GO): protein binding
Source: RefSeq, a predicted model, not a curated record